AUGUUCCGUUUUGCCAGCCUCGCAAGACCGCUUGCAAGAACAGCGCCUCUAGCGCUCGCAGGCUUCUCCCUAAACUUCAUUGCCAACGAUACAGCAAAAGCUGGAAUCGACGGGGUGGACGUGGAUUCGGGAAUUGAUCCUUUUCCCACACAGCUCUCCAAAUCCAACUGCUCCGUCGUCAACAACGUGCAAAAGUUGAUCGCCACAGGCGUGCGUUCCGUCACCUUCAUCAGCUUCAAGGUGUAUGCCGUGGGGCUCUAUGUUCCCAAGAACUACGAAAGCCAGAUCGGCAAGACCGUCGGGCUCUGGCUGAAGGAAACAGGGAAAUCGCCAGCGGAGCUUUUGGAGGAUAAGCAAACGUCGCAGGACAUGUUGGCGGCCAUGUCGGAGAAACUCAACUACACCAUCCGAAUCACGCCGGUGAGAAAUACGGACUUUGGGCAUUUGCGUGACGGCUUCGUCAAGACGAUUUUGGCGUGUCCAAUGGCCAAGACGAAAAGAGAAGAAGUGGCUGUGGGCGUGGAGCAGCUCAGAGACGCAUUCAAGGGGUUCAAAGGAUCGGUGCCCAAGAACCACUCGUUAUACUUGGUGAGCGAAAACAGCACCAUCACAAUGCACUACGAGGGCAAGAACGGCGACGUCAAGACGCUCGGCAAGAUCACCGAGCCCAGCAUAUCACAGGUGCUCUUUGUGCUGUACUUCAGCUCGGUGAAGCCCAUCAGCGAGCCGCUUCGCAAGAGCUUCGUCGGCUACGUCACCGCCACGGUAUAA
Candidozyma pseudohaemuli is the source of this 771-nucleotide messenger RNA. RefSeq lists its product as uncharacterized. Lineage: Eukaryota; Fungi; Ascomycota; Pichiomycetes; Serinales; Metschnikowiaceae. The record is from RefSeq and is a predicted model, not a curated record. The transcript has a single exon. Bases 1 to 771 code for a protein of 256 amino acids. Gene Ontology annotation, molecular function: intramolecular lyase activity.